Molecule: messenger RNA, 1189 nt
Organism: Megalobrama amblycephala (Wuchang bream)
Lineage: Eukaryota; Metazoa; Chordata; Actinopteri; Cypriniformes; Xenocyprididae
Product: phospholipase A2 inhibitor NAI-like
Exons: 5
Coding region: 295-1062 (255 amino acids)
Source: RefSeq, a predicted model, not a curated record
AGUCAUACUGGUUUUGAAUGACAUGAGGGUAAAUAAAAGAUGAUUUAACUUUCAUUUUUGUGUGAACUAUCACUUUAAGAAUGUUGGUUAGACCUAUGCAUGUUGCAAUUCCUUAUUAAACCUUCCUUGAUCUUUAAUGACAUUAAAUUAAGUAAAUUAUGUAAGCUUAAGUUUCUGAAAUGUCUGUUAAAUUUCUGUUAAACUUUCAUUUUCUCAUGAAGACCCUCCCCUUGUGAUAAGCUAUAUAAUGUGCACAGAAACAGGUGUAUUAUUACAUUCACCUCCUAAUGAAAGAUGGAUCUGCAAAUCUCAGUUUUUCUUCUCUUCAUUCUUUUCACUGCAGGACACUCUCUCAGCUGUUAUGAGUGUAAGGGUCUGACAGGUUCUUGUGCAGAUCAGAAGUUAAAAACAUGUCCUAGUGGAUCUUCUCAGUGCUCGAGUACAACAGCUGUGGCACAAGUUGGUGACAUUAGUACUAAAGUGAAGGUUAAAGAUUGUGCUCCUGCCUGUCAAAGUGGGUCCCUGAACAUAGGCACUUUAAAGAUGACUAUUUCCUGCUGUAACACAGACCAGUGUAACCUCCAAGAUGCUCCAGAUCCCUCUAAUGUCCCCAAUGGAAAGAUAUGUUACACCUGUGAUGUUCAGAGCUGCUCAAACAUUUUGAACUGUUUAGGGACUGAAGACCGCUGCAUUACAGUAACAGGCCAGUCAACUGUUUUAAAAGGCUGUGCAUCUAAAUCUAUUUGUGAUGCCAGAACAUCAGUUGCUGCUAAUGCGAGCAUCUCAUGUUGUGAGGGGAACCUGUGUAACGGUGAUCAGAGUGUCACCCAGAGCUCCACAUAUAACAGUGAUCAGAAUGUCACCCAGAGCUCCACAUAUAACAGUGAUCAGAGUGUCACCCAGAGAUCCACAUAUAACAGUGAUCAGAGUGUCACCCAGAGCUCCACAUAUAACAGUGAUCAGAGUGUCACCCAGAGCUCCACAUAUAACGGUGCUCAGAGUGUCUCUCAGAGCUUCCUGUUCCUCUGCUGUUCUCUGCUCUCCUACUUCCUGCUGCACUGAAUCCAGCAGCUCUUCACAUCCUACAAUCAGACAUAUCAAAUCAUCUAUCAGAAGAAAAUAUUAGGCUUUCUUUAAGCCUUUGUCUUUGAUAACAGUGAGCAAGAUUUCAUGUGUACAGAGUCUAGAA